Akanthomyces muscarius is the source of this 834-nucleotide messenger RNA. RefSeq lists its product as uncharacterized. The transcript has a single exon. The record is from RefSeq and is a predicted model, not a curated record. Lineage: Eukaryota; Fungi; Ascomycota; Sordariomycetes; Hypocreales; Cordycipitaceae. Gene Ontology annotation, cellular component: extracellular region. The coding region runs from base 1 to 834 and encodes 277 amino acids.
AUGAAGUUCCUCUCUCUGUUCUUCGCCACCGGCAUUGCUGCCGGCGUCCUCCCCCGUGAUCUCGCCACCAUCCAAGGCGUCCUCAACGGUGUUGGUGCUGACCUUCAAGGCCUGACCACUGCCACCACGGGCUUCACUGGAGACCCUUCUGCGCUUCUCGAUGCCUCCAACAAGGUCAUCCAGGACCUGAAGGAUGGCGAUGCCAAGAUUCAGCCUCUACCUGCUCUGACCCUGAACGAAGCUCUUGGUCUCACCGGGCCCGCCAAGGAUCUGCAGACCAAGGGCGACGCUCUCCUCGCUGCCAUCAAGGACAAGAAGAGCGCCCUGGCCGCCGCUGGCCUGUGCGACGUCACCCUGCUCCAGGUCACCGACCUCAGCAAUGCCUCUGACGCUCUGAUCAAGACAGUCGUCUCCAAGGUCCCCGCGGCUGCGCAGUCCAUUGCUCAGAGCCUUGUCGCUCCUCUCCAGAAGGAUCUUGCCGAAGCUAAGGACCUGUUCAGCCCUGCCAACUGCCAGAACGGUGGCGGCGGCGGCAGCCCGACUACUCAGCCCACCACCACUGCGGCUCCCACCACCACUGCGGCUCCCACUUCCACGAAGCCGCCUGGCACUACGUCGGCUCCUACUACUCCUCCCGCUACAACGACUGGAACUACUCCCACCACCACCAAGCCUGGCCCCGGCAACGGAACCUGCCCUGCUGCUUCUACUGUCACUGUCACCUCUACCGACACCAAGGACUGCACUCCCACUCCGACUUGCACCAAGACUGCCCCCGUCACCGUGACGACUACAACCAAGGCUUGCCCUACUGGAUCUAAGCUGCCUUUCUAA